AUGGCACCGUUGACCCGGUAUCGUAUGGACGAUGACUUCAAAGCGACGCCCAUGAGCAAAGAGUACUAUGAGCAAAGAGCAUGUGUACCAGGAACCCUCAUCGUCAGUGAGGCAACCAUCAUCUCUAGGAACGCUAUUGGAUGUCGGAACGCCCCUGGAAUAUGGUCGCAAAAUCAGAUUGAUGCAUGGAAAGAUAUCACAACAGCAGUACACGCCAAAGGCUGUGCGAUAUACUGCCAACUUUGGCAUCAAGGCCGUGCUGCGAAGCCCGAUACGCUAGACGAGGAAUGUAUUAAGAUGGUCUCCGCCAGUGCGGUCCCCAUGAGUCCUCAAGAUCGGACACCAGAAGCGAUGACCGAGGAGAUGAUCUGGGCCACGAUAGAAGAUUAUGCCUCUGCAGCUAAGAACGCGAUUGCUGCAGGAUUUGAUGGUGUCGAGAUACACGGUGCUAACGGGUAUCUACCGGAUCAAUUCUUACAGACGACCUGCAACCAACGGACAGAUAGUUGGGGAGGCACUAUUGAGCAAAGAGCGCGAUUUCACCUCGAAGUAAUCAAGGCAGUAAUUGCGGCUGUCGGCACAGAAAGAACGGCAAUGCGUCUGAGUCCUUACAGCGACUUUAAUGGCAUGCUAAUGGACGAGCCCGAGCCGACCUUCAAGUACCUUACGGAAGAGUUAAAGAAACUAGGCUUAGCUUACCUCCACCUUAUCGAAGCCCGCAUUACCGGCAACGACGAUUCGGAAUGCGGAGGACAGAAGACUGUGCGCUGGAUGGUUGAACUGUGGGAUAACGCAAGUCCAGUCAUGCUGGCUGGAGGUUUCCUACCCGAUUCGGCGAAGCAGACUGUUGACGAAGCAUACAAGGACUACGAUGUCAUCAUUGCAUUCGGAAGGUACUUCGUCGCCAACCCCGAUCUUGUCUUUCGCGUCAAGGAGAGCGUACCGCUGGUCAAGUAUGACCGUUCAGUUUUCUAUACCCCGAAAACACCAAAGGGAUACAUCGACUACCCACAUAGUGCGCAAUAUUUGAAAUCCAUGGCGAAGGCUUGA
Alternaria postmessia is the source of this 1050-nucleotide messenger RNA. RefSeq lists its product as uncharacterized. Gene Ontology annotation, molecular function: NADPH dehydrogenase activity; FMN binding. The record is from RefSeq and is a predicted model, not a curated record. The coding region runs from base 1 to 1050 and encodes 349 amino acids. The transcript has 2 exons. NCBI's taxonomy places the organism in Eukaryota, Fungi, Ascomycota, Dothideomycetes, Pleosporales, Pleosporaceae.